Molecule: messenger RNA, 1381 nt
Organism: Tigriopus californicus
Lineage: Eukaryota; Metazoa; Arthropoda; Copepoda; Harpacticoida; Harpacticidae
Product: speckle-type POZ protein-like
Exons: 1
Coding region: 594-1256 (220 amino acids)
Biological process (GO): regulation of proteolysis; proteasome-mediated ubiquitin-dependent protein catabolic process
Cellular component (GO): cytoplasm
Molecular function (GO): ubiquitin protein ligase binding
Source: RefSeq, a predicted model, not a curated record
AGUAGCCUUUCGGUUAGAGAAACAUCACUACUCAAUGUGGGAGAGGAACUUCACUUUUUCUAUCAGAUGAAUUGGACGUUGGAAAAUUUGAGGAAUAUGGCAAAAAGUUUGUGGUCGAGCCAUCUGAAGGCCAAGAUCGCACGAACCACACAUACAUUCGUGAUCAGUGAUUUUCUAUCAAAACUGAAAAUGUCUGAUCUUGACCUAUUGCAAACUUACUCUUCGGCUAAAUUCACCACACCGGAUCCUUCCAAUGUGGGCUCACAUUUCGAGUUUCAGAUUGUCGUCACAAUUCAGAGCUCUAGUGGGGCACAGUCCGCUAUUGAGAGGAGUGCCAAUGUGAGUGUGGUCUCUGUAGCGGCCUCAGAGGAUUGGAACAAUCCCCCCCUCGAAUUGAAUGCCGGUGUCGAUAGCGUUAAUGACGGUCCUGAUCUACAUUCUGGUUUCUUACACCCUGCAGGUGCCAAUCAUAUGAACUGCCACCGACAUCACAGAGGCGGACCACCACGUGUUGUUCCUAAAGUUGCUCCUGUUCCGAGAGCCAGCUCCUUCAAGGAUACUUAAAGCGUCCAGGGCCUCUGGUGGACUGUAAAAUGGACUUGAAUUUGAAGAACAUUAUGGAGGAGCCAACCAAGUUGUUGCGUCUCGACCACUCUUUAGAGAUUUGUUGUUUGAUCGAGGUGAAUUGCGGAAAUGAUCUCGUCAUGGAAGUGACUUCUCCUCUUGAUCCUGGCCAAUCCUUACACCGCCGUUUAUCUCCUAAACAUUUUCCGGAUAUGAACUUAGUGAGUGGCGAAGUUCGGCUCCCGUGCCACAAACACAUGCUAGCUGCGAGCUCGGACGUUUUCAUGGCCAUGUUUUCAAAUGAUGGACACCAAGAGAACAAGUCCCAGGAAGUCCUCAUUGACGAUGUUAAUCCAAAUGCCUUGGAAAAGCUCCUGGAAUAUGUGCACAGCGAUAACAUUGCGGACAUGCACGGAGAUGCUCAUGAACUCAUCUACGUCGCUGACAAAUAUAAUAUGGCUAACUUAAGGACCUUUGCCACGAAUUAUGCUGUUACUACUUUUAGCAUUGAAAACGUUUGUUGCUUCCUUAGCCUUGGAGAGCUCAUCCAGUUGGAAUUUUUAACCCGGAAGGCGUUUGAAUUUGUUAUCGAGCAUGCCGACGAAGUGAUCAAGAGCGACGGAUGGAAGAGUCUCUCGCAAAAUGCGAUGAAGCGGCUCUUGGAGCUCACCAUGAAGUUCGCAAAGAUGUGACUCUGUUCCUCAUUUAGACGCAAACGAAAUGAUAAACAUUUGUAAUGAUUGAACCGAACAAUGGCCAUUGAUAAUCGUUGCAAGGAAAGUAAUCCCGAGGACUAUUAAAAUAAAAGACCAUAUCU